CAGAUGGACGAGGCACAAUCAUGUGCUCGCUUUUUGUUUCGGAUGUUGUUGUCUACUGCCUUUGUGUCCCAGCGAUCCAGAAAGAAAGCAUUUAAGCUGAGCGACCCAUUGUUUGGGAAGCGGCGUUGUGCCACCAUGUUUUUGCCUUUUAUUAUCUCCAAGGAAAUGUUUUUAUCCUGUAUUUCAUUUUGUCUGUCUUCUGUUUGGUUUCAGAGACGGUUCUGGGAGGAAUAUGUGCGGGAGAGCAGUCCAAGCGGGGGGCUGGAGACGGUGGGGGGGGUCCACUCUCUCUACCUGAUCGUGCCGUUGCUGCUGGUGGUGCUCAUCAUCGUCGCCGUGGCCAUCACUGUGUGGCGCUGUCACUCUCGCAAGCGUUCGCAGCCCAGCCCCAGCCAGGGACACUCGCACCACGACCACGUCCUGUCAGUGGUCUCUAUGGACCAUUGGGGGAGGGACUUCCACCAGGGGGACCAUUCAGAACUCAGUGUGCACAGCAGCCCCGCCUAUCCCGGCUCAGAGCCCACAUCAGGGAGAGGAGGCACCGGAGACCCGCCACCAUCUUAUGACGAGGCUGUGGGCCACACAGACGUCCAGAUAGAGACGGAGCCCCCGCCCCAGUACGAGGAUAUAGUCAACACUAGCUCUGGAGGCCGGGUGAAGUAAAGGGGUCUCUCUCUACCGCCCCAACAGAAGCCCUAACACACACUAAGACCAUCUGAUGAAUGAGCAGAAUCACUGUUGUGGAUUCACCAGCCUUCUCCCCUCAACACACACCGACUGUUAACGGUCUGCUCGAUGGACUUAUACAAUGUUUGCCCAGUGCCAGCGCUGUUGAGCUUUGCACUAAUCUUUCAUCGAUGAGGUGAAGUAAUAGUAGGAAGGAUGUCGCAAUACCAAAACCAACCAGCCUCAUCUGAUUUUCCUCAACUUCCAUCUGUCACACUGAUGCAAGUAUUUAACUCGGCAGGCAUAACAAAUGUUGCAUGUUGCGAAUAAGAAAAGGGUUCAGAUUGCCAUAAUGGAGGACAACUAUUCUAAAAGUGUAUAUAAGGGUUGGACCAAUGGUUUAUUGAAGGGUGAGUGCCAAUUUUUUAGAUCGUCUGCACAUAUUUUGCAUUAAAUUCAACCUGUUUGUGGUCCAAAACAUGGCAUUUACUACGGUUUUGCCCCAAUCUAUACCAUUCUUUGCCAUCUUAAAACAUUUCUAUUCAUUUGUAUCAACAUUUCAAGGAUUGAAAACGUAAUCCCAAUACGAAUGUGAAUCGGUUGAAAUGCCUCUGAACCGCACACACAGAGAGAGAGAGCUAGGCUCCUACUAUGACAUUUGCAAUUACUUUUUACUUUCUAUAGAACAUAUUUAUUUCGAAAGUCUUUUGAAUAUUGCAUACUUGGCAUUAUUCUGAAAGAGCAUUUGUUCUAGUGGAACACAGAACAAUUUGGCUCCAAUGAAUGAUUUUUCACCACCAGAGUUCAGAAAGAGAGAAGCAAUUAGGAAAUCAAGCAAUGGUUUUGUUUGUGUAACCUGUAAGCAAACGAUGAUGCAGUUUCAUCCCACUCGUUAGCUCUGGCUCGGUGGACUGACUCCGAACACAAACAUUUGUUUGUUUACUUUUCCUGUUUUAUGCUGGCUAAGUGGAGGAUGCUUGGCUUGUUAAUUGUAGAAAUUGUAAAUGACUACCCGGAGAUUUAUAUUGGGGGUUAAAGGGAGUUUGGAGACCAAACAUUAGGUAAAUGAUCAGGUUUCAGAACCAAAACAAUUUCCACAUUAAUUGAAUCCAUGUUUGAACCUUAAAGAAAUACAAUUUUACAGGAUGAAAGAGUCAAGAUGCCAAAGGAAUGCAUUGGUCCAACUUCAGUAUACACUUGAAUGUUUUAGAAAUACAUAUGUAAGAUAAAACCAGCAGUAAUGAAGGUGUGAGAUGUGUUUGGUGUAUGUGUGUCGUAUGUGCUUACAGUGUGUGAUGCAUGCAGCUGGGUCUGUUCUCCUGAGGCUGGAUGUGGCUCUGCGCCGUCUGGUCUGUUGGCAUUUAUCAGAGCCUGCUUUAACUGUGAAAAUCGACUCUUUCCUCUAAAGCAAAUGUAACCAUGUAGGAAAUGAACACAGUCUUCUGCCGUGCCACUUUCACUAAAAGCACACUGAGGAUUCUCACGAGCUACACCAUUAAUGGAAGUUUGGAGUGAGUGACUUGCAUAGGAUUGUGAGACAGGAAGCAAUAGAAACAGGCGCUUUGGAAAAAUGUGUAUAAGAGGGAAGAGAUUCUGUAAUUAACGACACUAUGGUCAAAUUCCACGUCUAGCAUGUGUAAUGUACCUGUAUAUAAAUAUGUAUAGUCUUUACGUGUGAAGGUAAAGUGAUUGUUUUUCAUUGCAUAUGGGUGCAGUGACACAGGUCAAGCUAGUAUACAGUAGGUUUGGAUACAUUAAGGACUCAGAGGCGUGUGGUGCAGUGGAUAGAGCCUUGGUGUUGGGAACAGGGGUUCAACAGGUUCAAACCCCACUGCAGUCAGCAUGUCGUUGUGACCCUUGGCAAGGCACUUCACCUCACAUUGCUCCUGUGGGGAUUGUCCACAGUAUUGAGUAUGUAAGUGGCUUUGGAUAAAAGCGUCUAACAAGUAAGAUGUAAUGUAAUGAAGGCAUUACAUUACCAGAGCAGGCAUUAGUGUUUGAGCUUGAACUGAGCUUUUGGAUGAAAGCCAGGACAGUCUGGUUUGACGUCUGCUGGAAAAAAGUUCUCUUACUCUAUAUGCAAUGUUGCUGCAUACACUAAAAACCAAAUAUAUCUGUCUAAUAAUACUACUCAUAAAUGUCACAUGGUUACACCUCAGACUGAGCACUGAUUAUUAUACUUUUUGUGAGUUGACCUGUGAACCUCAGCACUUGCAAUGACCUUUAACUGAGUUGUGCUGGGAGGGGGGGGCAGCCAUUUUGGUAAGGUCAGUUGUUGGACUGUUAUUUUCAGAACCCCUUUUUUUACAAUGCCUUAUUAAACAAAAUGUUAUAUAACAUUAAAUGCAAGAAAAGUUGUUAUACACUCUUGAUAUGUGCAGAAGCUUGAAUUCAUUUGUAAUAAAACACGGACAAUGUGCAA
Molecule: messenger RNA, 3088 nt
Organism: Notothenia coriiceps (black rockcod)
Lineage: Eukaryota; Metazoa; Chordata; Actinopteri; Perciformes; Nototheniidae
Gene: prrg1
Product: proline rich Gla (G-carboxyglutamic acid) 1
Exons: 1
Coding region: 4-663 (219 amino acids)
Source: RefSeq, a predicted model, not a curated record